Onychomys torridus (southern grasshopper mouse) is the source of this 2645-nucleotide messenger RNA. RefSeq names its product zinc finger protein 250. The record is from RefSeq and is a predicted model, not a curated record. Bases 633 to 2234 code for a protein of 533 amino acids. The transcript has 6 exons. Gene Ontology annotation, biological process: regulation of DNA-templated transcription. NCBI's taxonomy places the organism in Eukaryota, Metazoa, Chordata, Mammalia, Rodentia, Cricetidae.
GGUGCCUGACCACCAGGGAAAUGGCUGGGAGGCAAGCACGAGCUUGGCGGAAGUGACCGAAGCCCCCCUGGAGCAGAGGGGCCGCGGGGAGGGGGCGAGGCGGGGAGGCACUCGGAUUUGCAGGGACUGUGGGCGCCCGCUUCCGCCGCUGUCUCAAAGAGCAGGCGCGGUCUCUCUAGGCACCGCGGAGGCCUCGGCUCUCAGUGGCCCCGGGGCGCCGGCCAGGAAUCCUUGACCAGGAAAAGCCGGAGGCAGACGGGGCAAUCCGACCCUCAGGCGUCCCGGUCCAGGACAGGGGUGGGGGGUGGGGACAGGGGGCGGGGUCCCCUGGGAUUGACGACUGCGCAGACCCGGCAGGACGGCCCCUUUGUCUCAGCGAGCUGAGACAGCCGCCACCGGGCGAAAAGGUUGCAGCAGAUGAAAGUGAUGUUGCCGGGAAAAGAGGAUGGAUGGCUUAGUUGAACACCGGCGUCCUGAUCACCAGAACCCACUUUUAAAAAAACAGAUGUGGUGAUGAAUGCUGUUAUCCCCGGCUCUGAGGAGGAGACAAGCAGAUUCCUGGAGCUCACUAGCUUACAUGCCCCCCGGGAUCCUCUGACGACUCUUGUCCUCGCAGACCCAAGAAACCAAGGAUGGCAGCAGCCGGACUCCUGCCGCUGCCCGCAGGACCCCAGGUCAAGGUGACCUUCGAGGACGUGGCUGUUCUGCUGUCUCAGGAGGAAUGGGCCCGCCUGGGCCCUGCUCAGCGGGGCCUCUACCGAAAUGUGAUGAUGGAGACCUACGGGAAUGUGGUCUCACUGGGACUCCCAGGAUCCAAGCCCGUUGUGAUCUCCCAGUUGGAGCGAGGAGAAGAUCCAUGGGUCCUGGAUGGGCAGGAAACUGAGCAGAGCCAGGGUCUGGGAGGUGGCCAUUCAGAAUGGAAAACCAAGGAAGAGAACCAGUACACAAAUUUGAACUUCCAGCCACUGAUCGCAGAUGAAAAGACAGUGCUCCUGGGGGACGCACCGUUGAAGGCUAAUGAAGAACAGUACAAAACAGAGAAUUUCUACCCGAGUCCAACCCCUGUCGGCCCCCAUAAUGUCCAGGGAUCGAGUCCUAGUGUACCACUCGCUCGACACCAGGUGGCCCCUAGUGGAGAGAGACCCUAUAUGUGCAUUGAGUGUGGGAAGUGCUUUGGUCGGAGCUCCCACCUCCUUCAGCAUCAGCGAAUCCACACCGGUGAGAAGCCCUAUGUAUGCCAUGUGUGUGGGAAGGCCUUCAGCCAGAGUUCUGUCCUUAGUAAGCACAAGCGGAUCCACACAGGCGAAAAGCCCUACGAGUGUAAUGAAUGUGGGAAAGCCUUUCGGGUGAGCUCAGACCUUGCCCAGCACCACAAGAUACACACGGGAGAGAAGCCUCACGAAUGUCUGGAAUGUGGGAAGGCGUUCACUCAGCUCUCCCACCUCAUCCAGCACCAGCGGAUCCACACAGGGGAGAGGCCGUACGUGUGCCCCCUGUGUGGGAAAGCCUUCAACCACAGCACUGUCCUGCGGAGCCACCAGAGGGUGCACACUGGAGAGAAGCCUCACGGGUGCAGCGAGUGUGGGAAGACAUUCAGCGUGAAGAGAACGUUGCUGCAGCACCAGCGGGUCCACACGGGCGAGAAACCCUACACGUGCAGCGAGUGUGGCAAGGCCUUCAGUGACCGCUCUGUGCUCAUCCAGCACCACAACGUGCACACCGGGGAGAAGCCGUACGAGUGCAGUGAGUGUGGCAAGACCUUCAGCCACCGCUCCACCCUGAUGAAUCACGAGAGAAUUCACACCGAGGAGAAGCCCUAUGCGUGCUAUGAGUGUGGGAAGGCCUUCGUUCAGCACUCACACCUCAUCCAGCACCAGAGAGUCCACACCGGAGAGAAACCCUACGUGUGCGGAGAGUGUGGGCACGCCUUCAGCGCGCGCAGGUCUCUGAUCCAGCACGAGAGAAUCCACACGGGCGAGAAACCCUUCCAGUGCACGGAGUGUGGCAAAGCGUUCAGCCUCAAAGCGACCCUCAUCGUGCACCUGAGGACCCACACAGGCGAGAAGCCCUAUGAGUGCAAUAGCUGUGGCAAGGCCUUCAGCCAGUACUCGGUACUCAUCCAGCACCAGAGGAUCCACACGGGAGAGAAACCUUAUGAGUGUGGGGAGUGCGGACGUGCCUUCAACCAGCACGGGCACCUGAUCCAGCAUCAGAAAGUGCACAAGAAGCUCUGAUCCUUGGCAGUCAGAAGCCCAACUGAGAACACGCAGGAUACCUGAACAGUCUUCCUCCUCCCAGGAAGGAAUUCUGUUAAAUCCGCAGGACCUUUCCUUGGUGACUCAAUGUCACGAUUCCUUUGCCUUCCUAGGGAAAAACAUUCUUCUACUGUUAGGUUUAUUUUCCGUAACAUCUUGAUGUUAUACUGGAGAAUAAGCCUACAGUUGUGGAUAUUGGUAAAGAUAGCCAUAAUUCUCCCUUUGCUCAUUUGACAUUAGCUUAUUGAAGCAACUGAAAAGUUCAGAAGGGACUAUUGACAUUGCAAAUGAGGUUCCUUUUCUUACAAGCUUCAUGACUUUCCUAAAUGCAUCUGAUCGUUCUAAUAUUGUUUUUAAAUUUACAACACUGGGCUAUUUUGUAUAUUUUUA